UUCGUUUUUCUUUUUCUUUUCUCUUUUCUUUGUUUUGUUAAGCAUUGCAGGCUGUAUGUACCGAGUAGUUCAGACGACGGGACCAGAUGGAAAAAACCUUCUGAAAUUACUUCCAAUUUCUAAAUCUUCUGGAAGCUUUGUGCCAAUAGUUCAGUCUUCAGCCAUGCCAAAUAAUUCUAAAGCGAAUAUUUCUAGUCCAGUCCAUCUUACUUUUAAGACACAGCUUGCCAAUACUACUGCACCUUCAUCUGUUAAGAUACCUGUUUUUCAGUCUCCUAAUCCUGGAAAGAUUAUUCUUACAAGGACAUUAGACAAACAGGAAAGUGUUAGGGCAGGUUCUGAAAAAGAAAGCUUAAUUCCAAAAUCAGCUGCUAACAUCCAGAGCAGUUGUGUUUCAGUUGAUAGACUGUCUUUGCAGAACAUUGCUGUAACAAGUUCAUCUAACCAGAGUAACACUGCAUACAUGUUGGUAAACACAAAAAGUCUUCCAGUUACUGUGAAGUCUCCAGUACUGCCCUCUGGCCACCACCUCCAGAUACCAGCUGAUGCAGAAGUGAAAUCUGUCCCAGCUUCUUUUUUACCACCUGCAAUACAGCAAAAAAUACUUGCAGCUGCAGCAACAAAUGUGUCUGGAGGAGCUGACAGUACAAAAAUGCCAACUGUUAUUUACGUGUCGCCAGUGAACACAGUGAAAACAGUACUUCCCAAGCGUUUACCAGCCAUUUGCCCAAAACCUGCCACAGAAGUUUCAAAAACAUUAUUAAUGACAGCUACACAAAAGGGAAAUAGUUCUUCUCCUGAGACAGUAACAUCUGAUGGUCAGCAGUGCCAGCGAACUCCAAUGAAAUGGAUUGUGCAGGAAAGUCCCCAGUCAUCAGCGCCUUGCCUUAUUCCUGUAAAGUCAUCAAAUAAUGUGGCUUCCAAGAUCUUGAAGACUUUGUCCGACAUGAAGAAUGUAGAAGUUAACUCUGCAAAUAUUUUACCACUCUGUUCUAGUGGUCCCGGUGGAAGUCAAACAAAAAUCACACCUAUUAAAGAUAAUGCUCUGGUCAUGUACAAUGGGAAAGUCUAUUUGUUGACCAAAAGAGGCUCUGAUGUUCUGUCAGCCCAAGCUGACAAACAAGCAUCCUCCUCUUCCGAUGCUUCACUUAAAAAGGAGACAUCCAAGCUAAUUGAUUCUACUGCAGUCAAUAAAAUAACCAAUAAAGUAGUGAAUCUGGUAUUGUCAAAAAGCAAAGGAGUGGUGCUGUCUCAGAAAGAUCCAAAACCAUGUACAAACUCAAAAAAUUCUUCACCAGCUGACUUAAGAAAUGACUUAAAAUCUGCACCUGCAGCUCUGGUGACACCAAGUGCUGAUCAGCAGAGUUCCGCUGUAAACCAGAGAAAGAGUUUGCCCUUCAGCGAGAGCAUUUCAAGUGGAGUGACCCCUGUUACAGCAGUAGGGACACAGGAAAAUGUAUGCCAAAAUGGCAAAGAAAAGAUUCAUUCCCCCAAAGCAGCAAGUGCUGUUUUACCUCAGUCUAAGCAAGAGUGUGCUUUCAGUGAAGACUGGCAAAAGAUCCAGUGUGAAAAGAUGGAUUCACCGGGAAAGGUUAUUCAAAUCAAACACCAAGAGAAGCCACAUUGGAAACAAUACUUGGAAUUAAGGAAAAAAUUUGGUCUCUCUAAGGAGGAGAGAGUGUACCUUAAGAGAAUACCAUUAAGGACCUCCUAUGAGAAACCAGAAGAAAGGGUUUGUUCCAGUAACAGUUUGAAAAGGAAAAAUUAUUCUUGGAGUUCAUCAUCGUUAGAUGUGGAAAUAACAAAUCAACAUCAGGAAUGCGUUAAAGAGGAAAAGAUAAUUGUGGAUCUGGAAGAGGAUUUGACUAAGAAAAGAAAAAUAAAAUCCUCACCGCUGUCAGACAGUGGAAAGAGAAGGAAAACUUCAGUCAAAUCAACCACAAGUCCAAGUUCAGAGAAUAGCAGCUCAAGUUCCAGUGUACUUAACAGCAGUGUUUCACCUCCACCAGUCUUAUCGCAGCAGACUAUUUCCACAGACUUUGUUACAUCAUCUCUAGGGAGGGACUCUGAGCAAGACCUGUACUGUCAAUAUAGUGAUGCUUCAGACUCAAGUAUUCCAGUUUUAGUGUCUUGUGAAGAUGAUACUUCAGUCCUUGAAGGUUCUUUCAGAGAUGAUGCUUUCCCUUUGACUCCCCCAGACUUGGAUGAAACAAUACGGGAUGAAAAAAUAAAACGACUUAAACAGCUCUUAAGAGAACGGGAAGCGGCGCUUGAAGAGAUGCGUAGAAAAAUGCAGCAAAGCUGAAAUGCAGAAGCUGGUGAUCUGGACCAUACUCAUCUUCAUUUCAUUGACUUCAAGAAGAAAGUCUUUCUUUAAACGAACAUUAAUAUUUCUGGUAGAUGGAAGAUCUUAAUGAGAUUUACAGUAUAUGUGUAUUUAGAAAAGUAUAGGUAUUUUGUUAAAUACCAGAAAUAAAAGACUUGGACCAUCAAAUUCUGCUUCUGGGACAUUAUAUGUAUCAAAGAACGCAGAAGAUACACAUUUUUCUUAGCGUAGUCUUUAUAUUUUGAAUUGAGGGGUUUCUGCAUUAGUCCUAGCAAAUAAACUUUCCUACUUUGGAAUUCCAUGGCCUAUCUCUUAGAAACUAAAUGUAAAUUGCAAACCCCAAUUGUAGAUAUUUUUUUGUUUUCCUAAUGUUUUAUAGUGCAUGACAACUUUUGUGGAUUCCUGACAACUGUCAAUUGUCAUAAAAGGUCAAUGGUCAGUGUUUAAUAAAUGCUAUUUAAGUGAUCUGGGAAUCAGACUUUAGGCAGUAACAAUGCAGAUAUUUAAACAAAACCUCUUACAGAUGUGAAGAUGGAAGCAGUAGAAACCGCUGCUGACAGUUAUCUAGAUACAUGUCUCUUACCGUUGUUAUUAUUGUAAGCCUUUAUAAGGCCUUUGCCAGCUGUGCAAUGUUGAAGUUUUGUUGUGGGGUUAUUUUGGGAGGGGGACGUGUAUUUUUUUA
Messenger RNA from Gavia stellata (red-throated loon), 3008 nucleotides. It is a transcript of the gene LRIF1, whose product is annotated as ligand dependent nuclear receptor interacting factor 1. The record is from RefSeq and is a predicted model, not a curated record. The transcript has 3 exons. Bases 56 to 2305 code for a protein of 749 amino acids. Gene Ontology annotation, molecular function: nuclear retinoic acid receptor binding. Gene Ontology annotation, biological process: regulation of DNA-templated transcription. NCBI's taxonomy places the organism in Eukaryota, Metazoa, Chordata, Aves, Gaviiformes, Gaviidae.